AUGAGGGCAGAAUUGGUGCAGGCACGCGCGGCGUCAGCCGGUGGCUGUCAAGAGGGUGGAGACGUGGCGGGCAACGUCCCUGAGGCGGCGCGAGCUCGGGCGGAGGCAGCUCAGCUGGCGAGGGAAAAUGCCGCGCUACGAGAAACAGUUCUCGCGCUACAUUCGGAACUGUUCGGUGCUAGAUUAGCGACGAAGUAUUUGGAUAAGGAGUUGGCCGGACGCAUACAACAACUGCAGUUGCUGGGCAGCGACAUGCGAGCAGAACUGAGAGAUUCUCUCUGGGCGCAGGUGGAAGCGGAGAUCUUGCUGCAGCGGCACAAGACCCUAGUGCGCGUGUGCCGCGGCACCUCCCCCCGGCCCCCGCGGCCCGCCGCCCCUCUCCGCGCCAGACCGCGCACCGUGCGCGUGCGACGAUCGCCGCAUCUCGGCCUCGGCAUCUCGGUCACGGGCGGUCGCGAGCACGGCGUGCCCAUCCUGAUAUCGGAGUUGGAGUCGGGAGGUCCCGCCGCUCUGACGGGACAGUUGUACGUCGGGGAUGCCAUACUGGCCAUCAACGACGUCGACCUGACGCAGGCGUGCCACAAGGAAGCCGUGCAGGCGCUACAGAGCGUUAAGGGCGACUGCGCACUUUGCGUGCAGUACAUCGCCACCGACGACGAGGACAGGCUCUCCGAAGACAACUACAGGUUUCCCUUGUAUCCGGAAGACGGUGAAGAAUACUGCGACGAGAGGGACGGCCAUGGAGUGACUCCCACGGCACCGAGGACUCCGGAAUAUAACCACAGAUGCAACUCGGAGGAGAGAUCGCGCAGCGGCAGCGAAUCGCGCUUCGUGGUGUUCGGCCCCCCCACCGGCCCCACCGGGCCCGACAACGCCCCUUACCCCGACUACAACAACAUCAACAACAACCUCGACAUCCUCGACAUGGACGACGACUCCAUUAAGAUCGAAGCGAGGCUCGAGAUGGUGAAGCUGGAGGAGGUCGCGGCGAGACGGAGUCCGGCCCCGUCCGCCUCGCCCGGCUCGACGCCGGUGCACCUCGCCAGGACCUCGCUCAAGAAGAGGAAGGCCCUGGACUGGAGGACGAAAGGCGCGUACAGCGCGGUGUCCGUGGAGGGAGUGUCGUCGGACGAGCCGGGGGGUGAGGCGGACGCGGCGCGCGCUCGCGAUUGGCGCUCGAGGGGCUCCUACGCCGCCCUAAAGCAGAGGCACCGCUCCGACGACGAAGCCCCGGACGACCGGCCUCGAUCCGGUGCCACCUGCGACAACGAAGCGCCCGUCGGUCGAGAAGUGACGAUAGCUCUGAGCGCCGCCACCGCCUGCACCCCUGCCGUCUCGACCGUGAGUUCGGUGGCGUCGGAGAUCGCUUCCGCAUCUUUUGCCGUCGACCGCAAGGCGGCCGGGGCGACGGCGCCGACCGGUCUCGACGACAAAGGAAAGCUGAACGGCGACCCGAAGCCGAGGAAAGAAAUUAAAAAUUUCAGGAUAGGUUCGGCGCGUCGCGUGGAGGCUCACGGCCUCUUCGUGAACGGUGACGGAGACCCCGACUUCGGGACUCCCGUUUGA
Messenger RNA from Pieris macdunnoughi, 1566 nucleotides. The record is from the annotation of a GenBank genome assembly. Lineage: Eukaryota; Metazoa; Arthropoda; Insecta; Lepidoptera; Pieridae.